This is a messenger RNA of Eubalaena glacialis (North Atlantic right whale), 2647 nucleotides long. It is a transcript of the gene TRIM8, whose product is annotated as tripartite motif containing 8. The record is from RefSeq and is a predicted model, not a curated record. Lineage: Eukaryota; Metazoa; Chordata; Mammalia; Artiodactyla; Balaenidae. The coding region runs from base 15 to 1670 and encodes 551 amino acids. The transcript has 6 exons.
UGUCCGCAGCCGCUAUGGCGGAGAAUUGGAAGAACUGCUUCGAGGAGGAGCUCAUCUGCCCCAUCUGCCUCCAUGUCUUCGUGGAACCGGUGCAAUUGCCGUGCAAACACAACUUCUGUCGGGGCUGCAUUGGCGAGGCGUGGGCCAAGGACAGCGGCCUGGUGCGCUGCCCAGAGUGCAACCAGGCCUACAACCAGAAGCCGGGCCUGGAGAAGAACCUGAAGCUCACCAACAUCGUGGAGAAGUUCAACGCCCUGCACGUGGAGAAGCCGCCGGCGGCGCUGCACUGCGUGUUCUGCCGCCGUGGCCCCCCGCUGCCGGCGCAGAAGGUCUGCCUGCGCUGCGAGGCUCCCUGCUGCCAGUCCCACGUGCAGACGCACCUGCAGCAGCCCUCCACCGCCCGCGGGCACCUCCUGGUGGAGGCGGACGACGUGCGGGCCUGGAGCUGCCCGCAACACAACGCCUACCGCCUUUACCACUGCGAGGCCGAGCAGGUGGCCGUGUGCCAGUACUGCUGCUACUACAGCGGUGCGCAUCAGGGACACUCGGUGUGCGACGUGGAGAUCCGGAGGAAUGAGAUCCGGAAGAUGCUGAUGAAGCAGCAGGACCGGCUGGAGGAGCGAGAGCAGGACAUUGAGGACCAACUGUACAAACUCGAGUCAGACAAGCGCCUGGUGGAGGAGAAGGUGAGCCAACUGAAGGAGGAAGUGCGGCUGCAGUACGAGAAGCUGCACCAGCUGCUGGAUGAGGACCUGCGGCAGACGGUGGAGGUCCUGGACAAGGCCCAGGCCAAGUUCUGCAGCGAGAACGCAGCACAGGCGCUGCAUCUCGGGGAGCGCAUGCAGGAGGCCAAGAAGCUGCUGGGCUCCCUGCAGCUGCUCUUCGACAAGACGGAGGAUGUCAGCUUCAUGAAGAACACCAAGUCUGUGAAAAUCCUAAUGGACAGGACCCAGACCUGCACAGGCAGCAGCCUUUCUCCCCCUAAGAUCGGCCACUUGAACUCCAAGCUCUUCCUGAACGAGGUGGCCAAGAAGGAGAAGCAGCUACGGAAGAUGCUAGAAGGCCCCUUCAGCACACCAGUGCCCUUCCUGCAGAGCGUCCCCCUGUACCCUUGUGGUGUGAGCAGCUCUGGGGCGGAAAAGCGCAAGCACUCGACGGCCUUCCCUGAGGCCAGUUUCCUAGAGACGUCAUCGGGCCCCGUGGGCAGCCAGUAUGGGGCAGCGAGCACAGCCAGCGGCGAGGGCCAGUCAGGGCAGCCCCUGGGCCCCUGCAGCUCCACGCAGCACUUGGUGGCCCUGCCGGGCGGCGCCCAACCAGUGCACUCAAGUCCUGUGUUCCCCCCAUCGCAGUAUCCCAAUGGCUCCGCCGCCCAGCAGCCCAUGCUCCCCCAGUAUGGGGGCCGCAAGAUUCUCGUCUGUUCUGUGGACAACUGUUACUGUUCUUCCGUGGCCAACCAUGGCGGCCACCAGCCCUACCCCCGCUCCGGCCACUUCCCCUGGACAGUGCCCUCACAGGAGUACUCACACGCGCUCCCGCCCACACCUUCCGUCCCCCAGUCCCUUCCCAGCCUGGCGGUCAGAGACUGGCUCGACGCCUCCCAGCAGCCUGGCCACCAGGAUUUCUACAGGGUGUAUGGGCAGCCGUCCACCAAACACUACGUGACGAGCUAACGCUACGCGGGCGGUGGGGCGCUGGGGAAUCUCCCCCCUCAGCCCCCAGUGGCUCGGGAAUGACGCAUCCAGAGACCUGCCCUUCUACCUUCCUGUCCUCCCUCCCUUCCUCCUUCAUUUCCCCAAGUCUUUUCCUUUUGGAUUUUGUUUUGUUUGGGGCUUGUUUUGAUUUUUUUUUUAUUACGAAUCUCCUGGACUCUGAGGUGACAGUGGGAGCUGGCCUGGGCCAGGGCUGCAGGUGGCUCUGGAGUUGGGAAAGCGUCUACCUCAAGGCGCUGAGCUCUCUCUCUCUCUGUCUCUCCUUUUUUCUUCCACUCCUUCCCCUACCCACCCCCGUGGCUGGAAGGAGCCUCAGCUUCCCCUAAAGCCUUGGGGGUAGGGGCAGUUUCCAACCCUCCUCAGCCAGCCCUGGGAGGAGGGACCAGUGCCCACUGGCCUGCUUCUCCUCUUCUUUUUCUUUUGGGCAGUUUGAUCACUGACUAAAUAAGGAAUGACCUGUAGAUUGUGGGGCUUUUUUUUUUUUUUUUAAUUUUUUUAAAACCAAGAAUGAUUUCUCCUGCUUCCUUCUCACCAUCCUCCCAGACGGAGUUCAAAGGCCACUUCUCAAGCAGCUUUUGGCACCUUUAGCCUCAGAAUGGAAUCUUAAAGACAGGAACCCCCAUGUCCAGGAAAGGGGAAAGGAACCUUGCCAAUGAUAGUGACCACAGCAGAAGCAAAUAAUAAUAAUAUUAAUAAUAAUAAAGAGAAAUAAAUAAUAAAAAAAAAAACCAUAGCACAGCCCUUGUUGAGGUCAGCGGGAGAGGAGGGGCUGCCCGGAGUUGGGUCCUUGCCUGGAUUUUGACACAGCGACUUCCUGUAGUGAGCACUUUGUAUGAAUCGUGGACUUCCUGUUCUCAAGGCGCAGGUAUUUAUUCUGUAAUCUGUCUAGAGCACACACCGAAAUCCAACCUUCUAAUAAACAUAAUGGCGCAGUCCCA